AGUCUAAUGUUAUGUAGCUCACAAGCGACCUCGUCUAUGUAGACAAUUAGCCUCAUGCUAGUUAUCGUGCUAGCGAACUUGGCUACUUGUUUAAAUUACACUAUAAAAUGCUUACAAUUGGCUCAACAAGUUAUUUUAUUUCCAUUAUGAAUUAUUUUAUGUAUUUCAUAUCAUAUCUACUUGUCUGUUUUCUGUAGUUAUUACACAAUUUAUUGGUAAAUAUAAUCGUUAGCCUAAUGUUAGCUAACCUGCUAGCGACCUUAGCGGUCAGUUUAAAUUACAUACUAAAAUCCUGAAAGGAGUUGAUGAACGUAGCUCACGAGACUUUAGUUUAUUUCCACAAUAUAAUAUUCAAGCCCAUUAAAAAGUGACUUUUCACAACCCUGACUACUGGAUUUACACUAAAUCCUACUUGGACUAGUGAUUAGUCAGAUCUAAAGGGCUUGGUUGUCUACCUAGAGAACUUCACUAAUCAUUUCAUUUACACAUCAUAAGCCUGUGGACGUGCUGAGGGAAUCAUUGGAUACUCCCUCUCUCCUCCAGGUCGUUGAGCCAAUUCUGCAACUGCCGCCCACCGAACCUCAAGACGAACCUUCAGCCGUCAUUCUGGUAAACAAAUCUUUCAUUUAUUUGCUAAAGCAGAUCACUGGAUUUUACCAGGUUGCAUUUUCUGUAAAGGAUGUUAGUAUGAAUCUGCUAUGAUAAGCAGCUCUUAUGAUCUUCGUGCUCUACAUAUCACAGCCGCUCGAUGCUGGUGAACCGAACAGCGCUUGCUGCGAUGUUCGGUUCGUGUCUGCAGAUUCCUCAUCCUCCCAGUCUGAGCCAGUGGACAUCAGGAGAGUCAUCCCCGGAAUGAUAAGGGGUCCAGAGAGUCGGCUCUGCGGGCUCGAAACCGUAGAGACGCACCACUCGAUUCACAAAGUUGUUGAGCCACAUCUUCAUUUGCUGCCCAACGAACAACAAGAAGACCCAUCAGCUGUUCUUCUGCCACUCGAUGCUGGUGAGCUGAUCAGCGCUUGCCGAAACAUUCAGUUCCUCUCUGCAGACACCUCCAUCUCCCAGUCUGAGUCAGUGAACAUCAGGACAUACCUCUUGUGGAUGAUAAGGGGCCCAGAGUGUCGUCUUUGCUGGUUUACAACCACAAAGACACAAUCCAUCAAUCACAUGGGAUUCCCUUAUCAUACCACCACAGAGGAUUGUUUCACUGGCAUACAGGUUGAAUCUGGGAGGGUUACAGAAUUUAUUUCCUGUAACCGAGUGGAGACCGACAUCAUCGUGCCAGGUUUUUAUUAUGUGCAAACCAUUAAACAGGUGACCUGCACUUACCUGUUUGUGGGUAAAGAUGGGCAAAUGGACACCUCCACUUGGGAGAAGGAAGAGGUUCCCGUUCCAUAUGCGGAGAGUGACGAGAGCUUUAACCCAGAGGAGAUGGAGGUGCCCUUUAUUUGCUGCCAUCUUUCAGACAGAGGGGUUACUGAUGUCGGCCUGAAGCUGCCCGCUCUCCGUGAGGCGUUCGCUACCCUGCUUGCCAGCAUCCACAACCAGAACUUCCUGUUCCUGGUGGGAAAGAAGAUCGUCAUGCGUCUGGCAGCGGCUAACAUCCAGGACGUGGUUGGGGUGAAGUUGGCCUACGAGGCCUUGAUUCGAUUCCUGAGGACGCCUUCUCAUCAGGAUUCGAUUGAGGCAGAGAUCUCCUCCUGUGUCCCCCACUACAACUUCCUGGAUGUUUUUUUUGAGCUGAUUCUGUUCCGCCAUUUCAGAAGUGGCUCAACACUUGAGACAUUUAAUGGAGGAUUCUUGGAGCGCCUGCUCGAGCUCAUCAGCAUGUGGGAUGUGGACGUGUGGGAGCCUGCAGCAGAGCUGUACUUCACAGUGCUUAUCGAUCACCUAACACAGCUUGCUGAAGUACUGUUCUCUCAGCCUCUGGAGCUGUACAGUGACCCAGCAGCCUUAGCCACCACGGUUCAGCAUCUUCUCAAGAAGCACGUCCAGCAGAUGAUGGACACUUUGGAGAAGCUCUGAGCAAUGUCUUUUGUUUAUCGCUUUAUAUUUUCUUCUUCUGAUUCGUUUUAUGUUCGUUCUUUUCCCUCACUUCUUUCCCUACAUUGCUCAAGCUCUCCACAGGUAAGUAUGAAUUCAUUUUAUUUCUAUUUUUGAUUAAGAUUUUAAAAAUCACUUUUCUUUCCUAUAGGUUUGUACAGUCAACCCCAGGACUGAAGACGGGCUUAACCCUAGGAUCCCUCAUCCCUUAAUAAUUAUCCCAUAUUAAUCUAUCCCUCUAUUCCUGUCCCACUCCCCUAUUCCUAUAGAUACUAAAUAGGUUAAUAGAUUUUUUUGUAAAUAAACUUAUUGUUAUA
This is a messenger RNA of Tachysurus vachellii, 2357 nucleotides long. RefSeq lists its product as uncharacterized. The record is from RefSeq and is a predicted model, not a curated record. The coding region runs from base 715 to 2022 and encodes 435 amino acids. The transcript is spliced from 17 exons. NCBI's taxonomy places the organism in Eukaryota, Metazoa, Chordata, Actinopteri, Siluriformes, Bagridae. Gene Ontology annotation, biological process: mitochondrial fusion.